Molecule: messenger RNA, 1272 nt
Organism: Babesia microti strain RI
Lineage: Eukaryota; Apicomplexa; Aconoidasida; Piroplasmida; Babesiidae
Product: conserved Plasmodium protein, unknown function
Exons: 8
Coding region: 1-1272 (423 amino acids)
Source: RefSeq, a predicted model, not a curated record
AUGUCUAUCGCUUCAAUCAAUUCCACCAGAGGUUAUUCUAACGGUUGGAGGAAACCAUGGAAUCUCACUAGUUGGAAUAUCAGACGCAACAAAUCAAGAGAUUAUCAGCUAGAUAAACCUGAACCUUGCAAAUUUGACAAUUCUGUGACUGAAAAUAUCAUUCUUGACAACAUCAAAUUGGUGCAGCAAUUGGCAUACAAACCGGCUGCUGAUAGAGAGGCAGGUAUCCCCUUCAAAACAUCGAGAAUCUUAGGCGCAAAUAUCACAAAACUAUCCGAUGAUCAAUUAUCCAGACUUUCCUAUUCCUGCUCAAGGGGAUCAUUUUAUGAACUAGCCCUUAUAGAUUUGAUUGGGGAUGAAGUUCUGCAUCGGUUAAAUAGAAUAUCUGCUUAUCACUUACUGCGAUUUUUACAGUCAUUAUCUAGUAUAUAUUUGUUCAAUAAGACCCAAUCCAAUUUGAUUGGACCUGAACUUUUGAAAAUAAUUACCAAUCAAUUACUUAAAGAUCUAAAAAACAUCAAUUGUGUCAAUUUGGCACAGUUAAUAUCCAUUCUAGAUGCUACUAAAUUAUUGGAUGAUCAAGUAGUUAAGAAGUUGAAUCUAUCGUUGCAUUUCAAACUCAAAUAUGCGUCAAACCCCGAAUAUUUCAUACAUCCAGUAAUCUCUCUAGCACUUUCUAGAAAGAUAUCGCUCCUUAAUGCAUCAUUGGCGCUUAAACAAUCACACAGAAUAACUAAUCAUCUACUAACAUACAGUGAUCGCAAUUUGAAUUCAAAUGGAUUAACUGAUGAUAUUGUAAAAGUAAAUAAUCACUUAUUACCUUUAAAAUUGCUUGAUUACAUUCUACGAUUUGAUUUACCUCAGCUAUAUGAAUCACUAGAGUCACCAGCUAAAUUAUUCUUAUCAUCAGUGCAAAGUAAACUCGUUAAGAUGGAUUACUCUUAUGGGGACCCAGGUUUUAUAACAUUUAAUCUGCGAAAGGCAAUUGUUAGAUCAAAUUACAACCUCAUAACGCAUAUACAGGGCCCAUAUAUGCUGGACUUGUGUGACCCAAUUGACAAAAUAAUCCUUGAAUGGGAUAAACCGUGGUUGAUUGGCAAUAAUAUUAACAAUUGGAAUACCCUCUUUUACUCUAAAUGGACGGAAACUAGAAGGCGUCAUUUGGAACGUUUGAACUAUCGCAUAUUACAAAUUCCUGUAACUGAUACCACAACUAUGUGUAAUGAAGGGUUGUCAAAAACAAUUGACAAACUGUUUCAAGAAAACAAAUAA